This is a messenger RNA of Scleropages formosus (Asian bonytongue), 2817 nucleotides long. It is a transcript of the gene proser3, whose product is annotated as proline and serine rich 3. The transcript is spliced from 14 exons. Lineage: Eukaryota; Metazoa; Chordata; Actinopteri; Osteoglossiformes; Osteoglossidae. Bases 371 to 2431 code for a protein of 686 amino acids. The record is from RefSeq and is a predicted model, not a curated record.
UCGUGUACAGAAUUAAUUUUGAUAAUAAUAUUGCAUUGCCAUUUUAUUUAUUGACUGAUUAGUGCUGCGGUUUCAAUAGCUGGUGCCGAUGAAUAAAGUUCAGAUCGAUUUCCACGUAUUGUUGUUACGGGUUUAAACUGGUUUCCGCCUAGUUGCCGGGACACGACACAAACCGAAAGGCGCGUUGUUCGGUUGCAGGAUGGAGCUGAGAAGAAGAUGGAGGUGAUGUUAGGUUACGGCAGUACUGAGGUGUCACAGUGAUACAGUGACGGCUCGCAUGCGUCUUUGGCUUCACAAAUAAUGAGCCAACGUAGCGUGUUUCAAACUUUCAAAGACAGCGCCAGCCAGGUUAGUGACUGCAGAGAGGAUCAUGAAGUCCAGCUGUGCUGUUUUUACCAGAAAAAACCCUUUUCCCCGAAACCCACCAUUACCCAGAAGUCACUACAGACCCUCCCUCACACAGAAGCUUACAAAGCAGCAGAAGAAAACGACCGUAAGUUCUGCACGUCUGUCCCAACCAGCCAAUGCUCAACCAGCCAGUGCUCCACCAGCCCCAGCAGAUUUAGCGACGAGUGCAGACCAGCAUUCCCUUGCACUUUCUAAUGGUUUACCGCUCUGUGCACCUUCUAAAGACUCAGAUCCCAACUUCUGUGAGUCAUGGCCAUCCACUGACCUUGAUUCCCCCCCAGCUAAUGGCACUGCUUCCCCUGGAACAGAGGUACAGGGCACGGUUGAAUCCUCAGAAUCUCAGGCGUUUUCUGCAGCUCGAGCUCCUGUAGAUCAAGAGGAUUCAGUGUUGGCAAAGUACAUUGAACGAUUUCGUCAUGGGAGCCCCAAGAGUAGAAUGGAGAGACGGCUCUUGAAUACUCUAAACGAGGGGAGCUCUUUCUGGUGGAAGUCUGCUUGUCCAGCACACCCUUUGGACCUAGGUGAUUCCUCCAUCCGUAAAGAUGAUCACAUAGUGACCACCUUAAGUCCAGUGGGGCAGUCUGGCCAAAACUCUCCAGACUCCUCCAACAGUGCCCUUUAUGACCUUACGGAUCUCUCAGACUCACACUGUGACACUGCAGAUCAGGAAGUCUUGCAACUGCAGGAGAGGGCAAGCAGGCUUCUGCAGAGGAGUGAGCAUUCUAUAAGUAGCAGUUCUCUCCCUGUCAGCUCUGAAGGCCUGAGCUCCAAGAUCUCUUCCCCUGCCAGUGCAGAAGAGCCUGUGCGACGGCCAACAGUGGCCAGCUUCAUGGACCUGACCACUAAUACGAAGAGUCCAGCAGUCCCAGCACCAGGCCCACCAUACAAGUCCUCCCUGAAGGAGCUCUCAGCUUCCCGCACACGGCCAGAAGAUGACAUCCUGUUUCAGUGGCGAUUGCGGAGGAAGAUGGAACAGGCCAGGCACUGGCCCCCGAUACACAAGCAGGAUCCAGCCCCUCACCAUCCACAAGGAGAAUAUGGCCUCUCUUCGUCAGAUCCUGUACAGACCCCUCACGUUACCCUUGUCUCUGGAGAGCCCGCUCUACUUCAAGGAAACCCAACUUGUACAGCUGCUCCCUCACUCCCCAUUUCCAGCCACACUGUCUCAAGGCUCCCCCAGGUCACCACAGUCCCACCGCACAUGCAUCUUCUUUGUGACGUGCUACCUUGUCCCAUUUGGCAGUCGCAGGUACCUGUUCAAAGAAAGAGUCCCAGAAAACCUGCUCAGAAUCCACAUCAAAACCAAGAGGAUUCCAGCGACACCAGCGCUGAGGUGGAACCCAGCAAGGACGAGUCCUCUCCAUUCCCUAUGUCAACUGCCUCCACUGAGGAGGAGUGGCUAAGUCACAGUAAAAAAUCCGUGCAAGACAGGAAGGAGGUUUCGCAAGAAGUGGACCUUGAGAAAAAACAAAAACACACAGUUUCAUCCAACAGCAAGAAAAAAUUGUGCCGAGAUGGGGAUCGAUCAGAAGUUCACAAAAGACAACCUCAGAUUGGUAAGAGGCUCAGCAGGGACCACAAAAGGGAAGAGAUGCUCCCAUCACGGCCUCAGGAAUCCAGAUCCCAAGAACGAAGAUCAGACAGGAGUCCGAAAUCAAGAAGUGCGGUGCGUACAGGAGACCAGGCACCGCCACCCUCUCCAAUACACAGUGCACUGGGACAAGUUGUAUCAGAGGUACUGUUCCCCAUCGCGGACUCACCGCCUCAUCCUGUGACUCCUGGCUCGUCAGGCUCCCUGAGGAGUCCCAGCAGCACUCCCCCUGCACCCCCACAAUCCCCUGCUCCUAUGCCAAGCAUAACUGAACACCCUGAAGUUGUAAGUCAGCUGUUGCAGGAGGCUGAAGAUUCAGAUGGUCUUGAAUUUGAGGAUGAUCCUUUGCUUCAAGUCCUAAGGCAGCAGAGGGAGUGGGUUAAAGAACAGAUCAGUGAAGCAGAUGCAUUGCUAAAUGAUAUUCAAAACUGACCCAUGCAUAACGGUUGGAAAGCAGCACACCAGAAAUCAAUAGCAUUUAUUUUUAUACAUAAAUACAUUUUUAAAUCCAUACUUAGCUACAGUGCGUGGCUUAAAAAAAUAUACAACUCUGCACAGUUCAAGUGACCAUAUGGAAACAAAAAAAUGUGGGGAGGGGGGAACAUGUACAUGGACAGAUAUUGGAAACUUAAAUUUAUGGUAAUGUAAUAUAAAGAAAUAACUUUAUAAAAUGUCUAUUUACAAUUUAAAAAUAUAUUUUGCAAAAUGUUCCAAUAAAUUUGUUUUAUGGUUGUAUGAAGCAUGUGUGGUUUGUUAGAUGGGAGGUUGGAAUAUCUUUAUGCAGAAUUUGUGUUUGUGUGCAAAUCGGUAACAUGGAU